AUGUGGCUAGAGUGGCUCAGAUCACCAAGUAGGGCUCACACCUCCCCAAGACAGCCGCCGGAGCCACCUUCACCAAGGUACUUCUCCUGCUUAUCUUUCAAAGAUAUCAAUGCCAUUCUAGAAGAAGAAAAUGGAUCCAAAUCCCAAAUCCCCAGAAGACCCUCCAUUUUCCACCGCGCCUCCCCACUCCACCGCCACCACCGCAACCGCUCUAAAACAUUCAUAAUUUCACCACCUCCUAACCAGGAUGACCACAAGAUCAUCCUCUACUUUACCAGCCUCGGCGUUGUUCGCAAAACAUUCGAAGAUUGCAGAACCGUCAGAUCAAUCCUCCGUGGAUUUCACGUCCCAAUUGACGAGCGAGAUUUGUCCAUGGAUGCCGGGUAUCUCGACGAAAUACAGAUUAUCACUGCGUCCAAAAAAGUUAGGUUACCUGCAGUUUUCUUAGGAGGGAAUUAUGUUGGUGGGGCCGAGGAGAUCAAGAAGAUGAAUGAGAGUGGUGAGUUGAGUAAGCUGCUUGGUGGGUUACCUGCAAUGGCAGCCAUAAGAUCUACUCUGAGAAGCAUGGGUUUAGGACCUGCGCAUCGUGCAAUGUAA
This is a messenger RNA of Manihot esculenta (cassava), 597 nucleotides long. RefSeq lists its product as uncharacterized. NCBI's taxonomy places the organism in Eukaryota, Viridiplantae, Streptophyta, Magnoliopsida, Malpighiales, Euphorbiaceae. The record is from RefSeq and is a predicted model, not a curated record. The transcript has 2 exons. The coding region runs from base 1 to 597 and encodes 198 amino acids.